Messenger RNA from Girardinichthys multiradiatus, 1771 nucleotides. RefSeq lists its product as uncharacterized. Gene Ontology annotation, cellular component: mitochondrion. The transcript has 5 exons. Gene Ontology annotation, molecular function: glycine N-acyltransferase activity. NCBI's taxonomy places the organism in Eukaryota, Metazoa, Chordata, Actinopteri, Cyprinodontiformes, Goodeidae. Bases 516 to 1346 code for a protein of 276 amino acids. The record is from RefSeq and is a predicted model, not a curated record.
GGGGAAGCUUUUAAUCAGCAGGAACAGUGAAUAGUCAGAGUUAAUGGGACAACAGAUGAAGCUAAAUACAAGGCAAUCCUGAAAGAAAACCUGUUGGAGGCUUAGAAAGAUUUGAGACUGGGGCAGAUGUUCACCUCGCAGCAGGCGAAUGGCCAUAAAGUUACAGCUGGAGAUAGAAUAGAAUGGCUUGGAUCAAAACAUAUUCAUCUGUCCGAAAGUCCAGACCAAACUCAAAACGAGAAACGUAUGGAAGGCUGACAUAAAAUAUGUGUAGGAACUCUGAUUCACUGUUAAAUACACAGGUCUGUAAUAAGUCCAAGGCUUUUAUUUUUUAAAACUCAUGACCGGAAAUUGUUAAAACAGUACCCCAUUGAAACCAUAAACCAGCUGUCAAUGAUUUAUAAAACAAUAAAUAAAAAAGGCUGAAGCAUUUCGAGUUCAUCGACUGUUUAUAACUAGAGACGUCAUCUAUCAGUUCAAAAAACAUAUAGGCUAUAGUAAAAAAUCAGCCAGACAUGAAGGUACUAAACAAAGACGAGCUUCAGAUAGCUGAGGGAGUUUUGCUAAAACACUUCCCGAGGAGCUUUAAGGUCUACGGUUUCCUCUACGGUGUUAACAGGAACAAGUCGAGCACUUUGGAGGUUGUUGUUGAUUCAUGGCCAGAGUUUAAAGUGAUCCUUCUGCGUAAGGAUCCCAAGAAAAAGCAUCCCCAGGAUUUCAUGAAAAAGGUGUCCUUCUACAGCACAGAUGAAGAAGUUUUAAGGAAAGUGCUGAGAGAAGAAGUUGACUGGAGCACCUAUUUCAUAAUUGGAGGGUUUGAUAUUUCCCAUGCAGAAACACUCAAAGCAGUUUCUUCUGAAAAAAAAGUGAAAAACAGAGACCUUACGUUGGUGCACCUACUGUAUCUUCCAGACAUCAGCCAUCUGCUCUCACCAGAUGUUGACAGUCAACUCGAAUCAAGGAUUUCAUCUCUUAACUUCUCCCACGUUGACAUAGUGAAUAAAACAUGGAAGUUUGGCGGGGACGAGAAGGGUUACAGGAACAUUAAAAACCUGAUUAGCAACUUACCAACAUGCUGUAUCAUGGACACUCAGGGUGAGCCAGUAGCCUGGAUCCUGGUGUAUGAUUACUGCGCUAUGGGAAUAUUGUACACGCUUCCAGAGCACAGAGGGAAAGGUUAUGCUAAGGUUUUGAUCAGCAACAUGACCAAGAAGCUCCAUGCAGAGGGCUACCCAGUUUACUGCUUCAUAGAGGAAGACAACAUGGUAUCCUACAAACUCUUCCAAAAUAUGGGUUUCACUGAGGAUGCUUCCUACAGAGCAGCAUGGUUUGAGUUUAACUUCUGAUCUUGGAAAUGACUGUGAAGCUGCAGCUUUUGACUAAUUUCUGUCAAAAUGUUGCUAAUAUUGAAGUGUUUUUUAUCACUAAUUGCUAAAAAAUUAUCAUUGUCAUUGUUGAUUUGUGCUGUAUUAUUCAAUUAUGCACUGAAAGAUUGAUUUCAAUUUGCGCCAAAUUAAAUAUAUUUUACAUUUAAGCCUGGAACAUAACAGUCACUGACACUUUUAUUGCAACUAUAAUAUGUUUUCAUUCUAAGUCCACCCCAUGCAUGAAUGCAAAGAAUGACACGCUUCUCAAUGGUCACCAUUCAGGCAUAUCCUUGUGUAUUCCUGUGCAAACUUCAGUAAGCAUCCAACAAGAACUUAAUUCUGAUCCAACACCUAUUUUUAUUUUUUUGUAAUUUUCAAAAAUAAACAUUUAGAUGAUUUAAAAA